AUGGAUGAUGACCCACAAGAGGCUUGGCUGCCUAUUACUGAAUCGAGAAAUGGCAAUGUCGUUACUGCAGUAUUUCAUUUGUUGUCUUCAGGAAUUGGAAUUCAAGCCCUUUCACUUCCAGUAGCUUUUGCCAAUCUCGGAUGGGCAUGGGGAACCAUAUGCUUAUCAUUAGCAUUUACAUGGCAGCUCUACACCAUAUGGAUUCUUGUUCAACUACAUGAACCAAUUCAAGGAACUAGAAUUCGCUACAGCAGAUAUCUACAGCUUGCAAUAGCCGCCUUUGGUCCAAAGCUUGGAAAGUUGCUAGCAAUGUUUCCAGUAAUAUACCUAUCAGGGAGCACAUGUACGAUGCUGAUUAUGAAAGGAGCUGGAGUCAUGGAGCUUCUCUUCAAACUGAUAUGUGGAGGUGGGGCUGCAUGUGAUGACAAGUCAUUGACUGGGGUGCAAUGGUUUUUGGUCUUCACUUGCAUGGCUAUUGCAUUGGCUCACCGACCUAACUUGAAUUCCAUUGCUGGGAUCUCACUUGUUGGUGCAAUUAGUGCCAUUGGGUAUUGUACUCUGAUUUGGGUACUGCCCAUCUCGAAAGGCAGACCUGUUGGUGUGUCUUACGACUCACUGAAGGCAGAAUCUAAUAUUGCUGGAAUGUGUGACAUCUUGAAUGCGAUAGGGAUAAUUGUGCUCGCAUUCAGGGGGCACAAUCUUGUGCUUGAGAUCCAGGGAACAUUGCCUUCAAGUUCAACAAGUCCAUCCAAAAAGGCGAUGUGGAGAGGGGUGAGUGUCUCAUACAUACUAAUAGCGAUAUGUUUAUUUCCUCUCGCAAUAGCUGGAUUUUGGGCUUAUGGAAACAAGAUACCUUCAAAUGGAGGGAUGUUGACAGCAAUUUUCGAAUUCCAAGGACGCAACACAUCAGAAUUUGUGAAGGGCAUAAUAUACUUGCUAGUGGUGACUAGCUGCCUUAGCUCAUUCCAAAUCUAUGCCAUGCCAGUUUUCGACAACCUGGAAUUUAGGUACACCAGCAUGAAGAACAAGCGAUGCCCAUGGUGGGUUCGCGCAGGUUUUCGGCUCUUCUUUGGAGGGCUGGCCUUCUUCAUAGCAGUGGCUCUUCCUUUUUUGCCUAGCCUAGCCCCUUUAGUUGGAGGGAUUACCUUACCCCUAACACUGGUGUAUCCAUGCUUCAUGUGGAUUUCGAUGAAGAAACCUCACGAAAAAGGUUCUGCUGUCAUGUGGUAUCUUAAUCUAGGACUUGGAUGCUCAGGCAUUGUUCUAAGUGUUCUAUUGGUAGUUGCAGCAGCAUGGAAUUUGGCUACCAAAGGCCUACAUGCCAACUUCUUCAAACCCCUACGAUGA
Molecule: messenger RNA, 1347 nt
Organism: Dovyalis caffra
Lineage: Eukaryota; Viridiplantae; Streptophyta; Magnoliopsida; Malpighiales; Salicaceae
Source: the annotation of a GenBank genome assembly